AUGGCAGACACCUUCACCCUGGGGGUGCUGGGCCCCUGGGACUGUGAUCCCAUCUUUGCCCAAGCCCUCCCCAGGUUGGCUGCCCAGCUGGCUGUGGACCGAGCCAACCAGGACUCCUCUCUGUUGCUAGGCUCUCAGCUGGAUUCUGUGGUUCUGUCCACAGGCUGUGAUGCCCCUCAGGCCCUGGCCACAUUCCUGGCCCACAAGGACAGCGUUGCUGCUUUUGUGGGCCCUGUCAAUCCUGCUUACUGCCCAGCGGCAGCUCUGCUGGCCCAAGGCUGGGGCAAGACCCUCUUUUCCUGGGUGUGUGAAGCCUCAGAGGGAGGAGGUGAGCUGGUGCCCACCUUGCCUUCUGCUGCCCAUGUGCUGCUUUCAAUUCUGAGACACUUUGGCUGGGCCCGCGUGGCCAUUGUGUCCUCUCACCAGGAUGUUUGGGUGGCCACAGCCCGACAGGUGGCCACGACUUUCAGGACACACGGGCUACCUGUAGGGCUGGUGACGUCACUGGGACCUGGGGAUCAGGGGACUGCAGAGGUCCUGAAGCAGCUCCAUGGUGUGGAUGGCCUGAAAAUCGUGGUGCUGUGCAUGCACUCUGCGCUCCUGGGCGGCCAGGAGCAGACGGCCCUGCUGAGCCGUGCAGGGACAGAAGGCCUGGCUGACGGGAGGCUCGUCUUCCUGCCCUAUGACACACUGCUGUUCGCGCUGCCCUAUCGCAACCACUCCUACCCAGCCCUCGGAGACAGGGGGCCCUUGCAGCGUGUCUACGAUGCUGUGCUCACCAUCAGCCUGGAGUCUAGCCUGGCAGACAAAGCUGUCACCACUGCCAACAUGGGUGGAGAGGUGCCUUCCCAUCUGGAGCCAGAGAAGGUGUCACCACUCUUUGGAACCAUCUAUGACGCUGUGAUCCUUCUGGCUCAUUCCCUGAGCCGCGCUGAGAGCCAGGGGGCAAGGGUCUCGGGGAUCGACUUAGGGAACUACACUGGGGCACUGGACGUGGCCGGCUUUAGCCAGAGGAUCCAAACAGAUGAGAAGGGCAGGCGACUGGCCUGGUAUGUCAUCCUGGACACCGAUGGUUGUGGAAGCCAGCUGGUCCCCACCCACAUCCUGGACACAGGAACAUGGCAAGUGCAGCCUCUCGGCAGGACCAUCCACUUCCCAGGAGGGGUUCCUCCAGCUCGAGACUCCAGCUGCUGGUUUGACCCAAAUACACUCUGUGUGAGAGGUGCGCAGCCCCUGGGCGGCCCUCUCAUCCUAGUCCUGUCCGGAGUCCUGCUGCUGGCUGGUGGGGCCCUCACCUGCCUCAUCAGGUUGGGCAUCCGGCAGCUGCGGCUGGUGCGGGGCCCCCAGCGGAUUCUGCUGAACGCCCAGGAGCUCACCUUCAUCCAGCAGCCCCCGAGCAGCCGGAGGCUGAACAUAGAUAGUGGCAGUGAGUCGAGGAGUGUGGCCGAUGGUGGGAGCCUGAGGUCAGUGACCCAGGGCUCAGUAAGGAGCCUGCCAGCCUCCCAGGAGCCUGCCAGUGUGGCCCUGUACCAGGGAGACUGGGUUCGGCUGAAGAAACUUGAAGCUGGAACAGCCCCAGAGCUACGGCCGAGUUCCCUCAGCCUCCUGAGAAAGAUGCGGGAACUUCGGCAUGAGAACGUGGCCAUCUGCCUGGGCUUCUUCGUGGGCUCUGGCGUGAGUGCUCUGGUCCUGGAGCACUGCUCGCGGGGCAGCCUGGAGGACCUGCUGCGGAACGAGGCACUGCGGCUGGACUGGACCUUCAAGGCCUCCUUGCUGCUGGAUUUGAUCCGAGGUGUGAAGUACCUGCACCAUCGUCACUUCCCUCAUGGUCGCCUCAAAUCCCGCAACUGUGUGGUGGACGGACGCUUUGUGCUGAAGGUCACUGACCACGGCUAUGCUGAGCUCUUGGAUGCACAGCGGGCUCGCUGCCCCCGACCAGCCCCAGAAGAACUGCUGUGGACAGCGCCGGAACUGCUGCGGGCUCCUGGGGGGCCGAGGCGGGGCACCCUCAAAGGAGACACCUUCAGUAUCGGCAUCAUCCUGCAGGAGGUGCUGACUCGAGGCCCGCCCUACAGCUCCUCUGGCCUCUCUGCGGAAGAAAUCAUCAGAAAGGUGGCAUCACCCCCUCCGCUGUGCCGGCCUCUGGUGUCCUCUGACCACGGUCCUCUUGAGUGCAUCCAGCUGAUGGAGCAGUGCUGGGAGGAGGCUCCCGAGGACAGACCCAGCCUGGACCAGAUCUACAGCCAGUUCAAAAGCAUCAACCAAGGCAAGAAGACUAGUGUUGCCGACUCUAUGCUGCGGAUGCUGGAGAAGUAUUCCCAGAACCUGGAGGACCUGGUCCAGGAGCGGACGGAGGAGCUGGAGCUGGAGAGACAGAAGACGGAAAGGCUGCUCUCACAGAUGCUCCCUCCGUACGUGGCUGAAUCUCUGAAAAUGGGGGCAACUGUGGAGCCUGAGUACUUCGACCAGGUUACAAUAUACUUCAGUGACAUUGUGGGCUUUACCACCAUCUCAGCCCUGAGUGAGCCCAUUGAGGUGGUUGGCUUCCUCAACGACCUCUAUACCUUGUUCGAUGCUGUCCUGGGCAGCCAUGAUGUAUAUAAGGUGGAGACCAUCGGAGAUGCCUACAUGGUGGCAUCGGGGCUUCCCCGGCGCAAUGGAGGCCGCCAUGCAGCUGAGAUCGCCAAUAUGGCACUGGACAUCCUUAGCUCUGCUGGCAACUUCCGGAUGAAGCAUGCUCCCGACGUGCCCAUUCACAUCAGAGUUGGGCUGCACUCAGGGCCCUGUGUGGCAGGGGUCGUGGGCCUUACCAUGCCCAGGUACUGCCUCUUUGGAGACACUGUCAACACUGCCUCCCGGAUGGAGUCCACAGGCCUACCAUACAGAAUUCACGUCAGUCGAAACACUGUCCAGACAUUGCUUAGCUUGGAUGAAGGCUACAAAAUCGACAUCAGAGGAAAGACUGAGCUGAAGGGAAAGGGCAUAGAGGAAACCUAUUGGCUGUCAGGGAAGGCCGGCUUCUCCAGACCCCUUCCUACACCAAUGGAGAUCAAGCCUGGUGAUCCCUGGCAGGACCUCAUAAACCAAGAAAUCAAGGCGGCCUUUGCCAAAGCUCGUCAGGGCACAUCUGGAACUCAGAGUGCAGGAAAGGCUGGGGCUUGGCUCUGA
Molecule: messenger RNA, 3168 nt
Organism: Elephantulus edwardii (Cape elephant shrew)
Lineage: Eukaryota; Metazoa; Chordata; Mammalia; Macroscelidea; Macroscelididae
Product: olfactory guanylyl cyclase GC-D-like
Exons: 18
Coding region: 1-3168 (1055 amino acids)
Biological process (GO): protein phosphorylation; intracellular signal transduction; receptor guanylyl cyclase signaling pathway
Molecular function (GO): ATP binding; peptide receptor activity; protein kinase activity
Source: RefSeq, a predicted model, not a curated record